This is a messenger RNA of Nothobranchius furzeri (turquoise killifish), 875 nucleotides long. RefSeq lists its product as uncharacterized. The record is from RefSeq and is a predicted model, not a curated record. Lineage: Eukaryota; Metazoa; Chordata; Actinopteri; Cyprinodontiformes; Nothobranchiidae.
ACAGCUAACUUUCAGUAUGGUGACUGUUCAGGCCUUCCUGGGGUUUUCCCUCUGUGCUUUGCUGAUUCUGCAUACACAUGGUUUUCCAUCUAAAGGCUCCAAAUCCCAUGGCCAGAGCAGUAGUCACCAAGGAGAUGACUUUGGUCCUCAACAGGGAUCAGCCGCUGGUCGCUAUGCACCCUUGUACAGUACUUCUACUCAAGAGGGAUUCCCUCCUGGUGCUUUUGUAUCUUUUCAAGCAGCAUACCCAGCUGGAACUCUUCCAGCAGGAUAUGAAGCUGGAGGUCCUGGGUCCAGUCUACCAGAAACCAAGUGGACCGUUGCUCCUAAUAUCUUCUCUGAGGAAGGCUUGGCCAACACCAAGACUCCUGCUGACUCCAGCAUGCUGCUCCCACAAAACCCUGCACCAUCAGGACCAGUCCUCCAGUCUGGGGAGACUUCAAAUGUUAUGAAGGAAGCUGAACUUGGGAACUACCAGCAUGAAACAGAAAAAUUUGGCUACCCAGCUGCCAGCAUGGGGCCUGGACAAGGACUUCCUGGUUACCCUAUGCCUUAUGGUGGAGUCUUCUGGGGUAGCCCUUAUCUCUACCCAGCCUCUCCAUACUUUGACUACAGGCUCCUGUAUGGCUUGUACCCUACUGGCACCUACACCACCUUCAGCAAGAACCAUGAGAAGGGCAAUGACUACUACCAGAGCAUCCACUACCUGAAGGAGCAUGUUCCUGACACUUCAUCCACUCCUGAUUAUGGGCAGCAAGAGAAAAUCUUCCCAAAGCCACCAAAGAAAGCAAGAAGUUGAGUCAAGUAUUCUCUGAAAACUCUGUGCCAACCUAGUACAAAUAUCUGUCCUUGAAAUUAAACCAUAUUUUAAGUGA